Sturnus vulgaris (Common starling) is the source of this 1262-nucleotide messenger RNA. RefSeq names its product spondin 2 (gene SPON2). Gene Ontology annotation, cellular component: extracellular matrix. Gene Ontology annotation, biological process: cell adhesion. Lineage: Eukaryota; Metazoa; Chordata; Aves; Passeriformes; Sturnidae. The record is from RefSeq and is a predicted model, not a curated record.
ACUGCUCCUGCUUCAGGCUUCUGAUAAGGAAUCUGAACCAGCUGACAGACAGGAAACCUCUGCUACUCCAUCCAGAGGGAUUGCAAACAAGAAGAUGACACGAUUUUUGCAAACCUGGAAAGUCUAAAGAUUGCAAUAAUUGUUGGACCAAAGGGACCCUCUUCAGGCAUAAAUAGCAAGACUCCUACUGUCUUCUCUUGCAGACCAACUCAGCUGCCAGCAAAAGCAGGUGCUCUCCCCCUACCAGUGCUCCAGAGGAAUAUUUAGGAAUGGAAAACCUGAUGUUUGUCUACUGGUCCUGUAAAGUUCUCUGGACAGUGCUUGUAACAAUGCUGGGUUAUUCCAGCAGCCUGCCUGUGGGGGAGGAUGCUCUUUGCACAGCAGAGGAACUUGCUAAGUACAGGAUAAUCUUCACAGGGAAAUGGAGUCAAACUGCUUUCCCUAAGCAGUACCCACUCUAUAGGCCCCCAGCACAGUGGUCAUCCUUGCUAGGUGUUACUCAUAGUUCUGACUACAACAUGUGGAAAAAAAAUGAAUAUGCCAGCAAUGGUGUACGUGAUUUUGCUGAAAAGGGUGAAGCAUGGGCAUUAAUGAAAGAAAUAGAAGAAGCUGGAGAGAAAAUUCAGAGUGUACAUGGAAUCUUCUCUGCUCCUGCAAUUUCCAGCGGCACAGGACAAACCUCUACUGAAUUAGAAGCGCAUCCAAGACAUCCCUUAGUUUCGUUUGUUGUACGAAUUGUUCCAAGCCCCGACUGGUUUGUGGGUAUUGACAGCCUAAAUCUCUGUGAAGGAAACCACUGGAUGGACGAAGUAUCAGUGGAUCUAUUUCCAUAUGAUGCUGGAACUGAUAGUGGAUUCACAUUUUCCUCCCCAAACUUUGCCACUAUUCCACAGGACACAGUUACAGAGAUCACUUGUUCCUCUCCAAGUCACCCAGCAAACUCAUUUUAUUAUCCCAAACUCAAAAUUUUGCCACCAAUUGCUCAAGUAACAAUGGUGAAAUUAAAGAAAAGCCAGCUAGGUCUUUCUGCACCUUUUAUUAAUCUUCCAGCUAAAAGCAAUGAAGUAAUAGACAGUGUCUCAGAAACACCCCUGGACUGCGAGGUUUCACAAUGGUCUUCCUGGGGUCUCUGCAGAGGGGUUUGCAGAGAAACAGGGACCAAGAUCAGAACUCGGUUUGUACUUCUUCAGCCUGCCAAUAAUGGAAUGCCUUGUCCAAACCUGGAUGAAGAAACAGGAUGUGAACCAGAGAACUGUGUCUGA